CAGAGUGGAGGCAAACGCUUAGAUUGUCAAAACCUCCCUUCCCCCUUCACCGACGGCUCCACACGACGGGAGAACUCAGCACUGUAAUGGCGAUCGGAACCGUCAAAUCCUCCCGCCUCUUCCCCCUUCGAGUACCUGGAUCACGGAGGGGUUGGUACGUCGGUAGGUUUGUUUACAUGCGCAUCGCUAUCUUCAUUCUGUUUUUCGUCUGCUGGCGGGAAGGAGUCAUCACCACCUCUCCAAGUUUCCCUGCAUUUACUUACAAGCACUAACUAGUGACGAUGGCAUCCCUGGAGCAGUGCCUGAGGACAGGUCCCAUUUCGCCCCCGGCAAGAGAGUUGCUAUUGGGCCUAAUAGCUGAGGAACCAAUCCUACUCAGCCUAAAGACUGACGGGAGGAUACUUCUACAGAAGAGGGAGGCCUGGGCGAAAAUUACCGAAAAAUUCUAUGCCCACAACAUGGGGCCCCAACGGUCAGAGGUGCAGCUCAAGAAAGUUUGGGAGCGACUGAAAGUCAAGGCGAAGAAAAGCAAGGCUGACUUUAAACGGGAGGUGUUCAAAACUGGUGGUGGCGCGCCUCCACCAGACAUGACCUCAGAUUGUGAGCAAGUGCUCACACUCCUCGGGGAUGACAUUAAUGACAUCGGCAACCCCUAUGAUGAUGAUGCCUUGCCAUCUCAGCCAAAGUCGAACCACCAUGGUCGACUCAUCCGAUUUUCAAGGUCUCUUGUGAGAGCACGCUCCGACAUCUGGUGUGAGUUGGUGAGUUCCGAACCACUGGCACCAACACCAGAUGAAGAACAGGGCGGCAACAAAGUUGGGGAAACAAUUGUGCCUGCCAGCCCCGUAAGGAUGACGAGCAGGCAACGUCGAGCCGGGAGGUGGAAAGCGGGCGAAGACGUAGAAGUCCGGGAGAUAGUGAAGGCCAGCACAAGCAGGGACGACGAGUUUCAGAACAAGAGGGCAAAAUUGAUGGACAUGCAAUUACGAUACAUGGAGUUGAAGCUUGAGGAGGCUGAAGCCAGAAAAGAGGAGGCAAAAGAAAAAGCUUUAGAAGCAAAAAUGUAUCGACUCAUUGCAGAAAAAGAGCACGCAAACUGCACAUGAGAUAUAUGUAAGAGCAUAUAUAAUAUAUAUAAAAAAGGAUGAACUAGUAA
Eriocheir sinensis (Chinese mitten crab) is the source of this 1156-nucleotide messenger RNA. RefSeq lists its product as uncharacterized. The record is from RefSeq and is a predicted model, not a curated record. The transcript has 5 exons. Bases 282 to 1106 code for a protein of 274 amino acids. NCBI's taxonomy places the organism in Eukaryota, Metazoa, Arthropoda, Malacostraca, Decapoda, Varunidae.